AUGAGUGCGGUCGACAUCGCGGCGAAGGCCGUCUUCACGGCAUCGUCGACGUCUGCGACGAACGGGAUUACAGUGGGACAAAUCAUCGUCCGAAAGAUGAAGGCUCCGCCCUGCGCGGAUUUCGAGUGCACCGGCUGCAACUAUCUCAGCACCAAUGGGGCCUAUUAUGAAGCGCCGCCUGGCCAGUGCUCCUUCGACUCGUCCACGCAGAAGUGCAAGACGUCGAUCUGGAACGACGUCGAGAAGGACACGUGCCUCGCCGAGGCUCCGCCCUGCGCGGAUUUCGAGUGCACCGGCUGCAACUAUCUCAGCACCAAUGGGGCCUAUUAUGAAGCGCCGCCUGGCCAGUGCUCCUUCGACUCGUCCACGCAGAAGUGCAAGACGUCGAUCUGGAACGACAACAAGGGCAACUUUGACGAGCUUUGGGGGUUCGAGUACACCGUCGAAGGCAAGGCGUCCCGCUGCAAGCUCUUCAAGGGCCCCAUCCUCUCGACGCUGCCUGUCGGCGGCGCGCGCUGCUACAAGAAGGCGUCCAAGACGGAGCUCGGGCCGCACAAAAAGCGGCUCUAG
Emiliania huxleyi CCMP1516 is the source of this 570-nucleotide messenger RNA. RefSeq lists its product as hypothetical. Bases 1 to 570 code for a protein of 189 amino acids. NCBI's taxonomy places the organism in Eukaryota, Haptophyta, Isochrysidales, Noelaerhabdaceae. The record is from RefSeq and is a predicted model, not a curated record. The transcript is spliced from 5 exons.